GUGGGGCUCGGCGCGGAGCGGGCGGGGGGGGGGGGCGGCGGCAGCGGCGGCUGAGAGGGGCUCUGAGGGGGCUCGGCGGCGGCGGCUGUGAGGGGCUCGGCUCGGCGCACCCAGCCAUGGAGCUGAACUCGCUGCUCAUUCUCCUGGAGGCGGCCGAGUACUUGGAGCGGAGGGACCGAGAAGCAGAACACGGCUAUGCCUCCGUGCUGCCCUUCGCCAGUGACUACUCCCGCAAGAAAACAAAGGCGGCCCCCCUGGCCAGGAGAGCCCCCAGCAGCAGGUCAUCACACAACGAACUAGAAAAACAUAGGCGGGCUAAGCUCCGGCUAUAUUUGGAACAGCUAAAACAGCUUGUGCCUCUCGGGCCGGACAGCACCAGGCACACCACCCUCAGCCUGUUGAAAAGAGCUAAGAUGCAUAUCAAGGUGACCAGUUCCAGCGAACUGACUUCAAUGCCAAGGGAGCGGACCCGGGAGCUGGACGCCGUGAAGCUGUGUGCACGCAGGCAGAGGUGCUCAGCCGCAGGACGAAUGUCUGCAGGACUUCAAGGUGUUUGCAGCAGCCUCUGCUCCCGGGAGCAGCGAUUCCAUCUCCACCCGACCAGCUUCAGAGCAGAACGGUGCCAAGCUGUGAAUCUGUCCUCGCAGACCAGCGCUGUGGAAAAGACGGACAUUUUAAGAAAGAACCACACCACCGCCGCUUUUAGUUAAGUAAUACUAAUUUUAUACGCUUCCGUUUGAUGCUGGUAUUGAUCAAGUAAUGUCUGUAAAGCAGGUUGCUCCUUCAGAAAGCUGUUAAAUAUUUUGAUGCUCCAGGACGUUGUUUUUGCAUGUGAUAAGAGCCAAUAACAGUUGAUAUUUAAUCCACUAACUUGCGCUUCCCAAAAUUGGCGGAAGGAGACCUAAAUCCCAUUAGAUACUCUUAAAGAAGAUCUGCACUCCCCACAAAUAGUAAUGGGGGAAACAGAUCAGAAAUAACAGAAGUUUCACCAGCAACUAAGCAAAUUGUUCAAGUGGCUGAGUUAAUGCAAUAUUGUUAACUGGUAGCUGCAGAAGCCCAUCCAAAUGUUACCGAACUACCUAGAAUUAAAAUGCAGGAGAAAUAUCAAACAGAAAAUACUAGAAACCAUUUGGUCAUGUUCUUUCUAUCUAAUUGGUUAUAAAUUAAUCCCUGCAAAAGGUUCUUGGGGACGCAAGUCCACCUAGAGGCUUGCCCCCCAGUAAAGCAUUGCGAAGGUGCUCCGAUUUCAGAAUUUCUUCCUUCCGUUUUGCACGAGAGGCAUAAAAUGUGGCUACACGGGAUGUCUGUAAUUUAAAGGGUCUGUGCAGUAUGGAUUUUUAAACGGUGAAAUUUCAGCAUGUGUGGUCACUGGUGAAGCUGCCUGAAGGCGGUAGCGAGUGGUUCUGUGCCAGAGCCGUUGGGUCCGAGAGCCAAAAGGCAGGGUCCGUCUGUGAGAUGUGUGGCACUGUCAAGGGUCGUCUGUACACACCUACCUGGUGCUCGCACGGAGUGUUGUGUUGUACCAUUAUCUCGUCAUAAUAUAAAUACAGAUUUUUAUACCUUCUUGUUGUGGGUUUCAUUUUUUUUCUUAGAAUUUUUCAUCAUCUCUGUUUAUAGCGUUUCUUCUCUUUGCAGAUCUUUUCAUGUAGCUUUAAUGCCUAUUUAAUAAGGAGCUCACUGAGCUUUAGCAAUUCAAAUUAAUAGUAUGGCAUUAAGGCCGGAGUGCUGUUUAAAUUAAAGUUCUUUUACUUACGUUGGCCCAAUGUAACCUUAAUAGUCAUUAACGUUAUUUGUCUAUAACCAUGGGUGCUGUGUAAAUUCCCACUAUUAAAUUUCUGACGACAAAACCAACCUAUAAAACAAAGUGCAAAUUGAAAUGCAUUAGUGUCUGUUCGAAAUAAUUGCACUUGAAGUCAUUCCAGCUUGGUGCAAGGUAGAAAAGCAGCGUGUAACAGGCAGCCUACAAGUUCUGCGUGUGUAUUUUGCUGAAUAUGAAAUUCACACCACAGGUGAUGCACAGCCAGCCAACGAUGAGCGUUUCAGUUUGUUACUGGGAGAGAUGAGAGGCGGGACAGAACUGAAAUGCUUUUGCAAACUGUAUCAUUACACUUUCAACUGUGGUGUUUCUUUUUGUGAAACACCACAGUGUUUCAACUGUGGUGAAACUUUUUGUUUCAAUUUGUCAAGCAUGUUGCACUUAAAUGCAGAGACUUCUUAAAAAUAUAGAAGCAGUCCUUUUAGGUUGAAGUCCUGAUACGUGGCUUGUCAAUAUUUUUACACUUGAUUCCAGUAAGCCACUGAAUCAGCAAAAAUAUUCAUGCACAAAGCAUAGUGAGACAUGUUUUUAGCAAAGCUUUCUUUUGAAAGUACCAUUGUCACAUAAAAUACUAUCCAGUGCAUUACUAAAUUAUUACAGAUUUAUAAGUUUAUUAUGAGUAAAUUUAUUAUGGCUGAUGUUGGGGCACUAUUUCUGAGAGUCCGGUCAGUUUAAGACCUGUGCAGCUUCUUUUCUGAUGUUUGUAACAUCUUAUGAUCUGUUUAUAAGAAAAGUAAAUUUAAUAUUAAAAGCCCAGAAGCUUGGCUAUCAGGAUGAUUUUUUUCAAGUUAAUUUAAAUGGGAAAGAGCCUUAAAUUAUAAUUAAAUUCAGAGUAACAUAACCAUCAGCUUCUCCUAAAAAAUACAGCUUGAAGAGGUUUCAAUGGCAAAGAUCUCAGUUAUUACUAUUAUUACUAUUAUUAUACUUCUGGAAUGUGCAGAUUUCCCAGCACUUUUAAGGGCCUCGGCAUGGCAGGAAGGGUUCGGUGUGGUGGACAGGCGAGGAGCGGAGGGCUGCCAUCAGUGGUGCCAGAAAUGGCUGGAGCGUGAUGGGGGAGCAGUGCGAGGAAGCGGCAGGGACCUGCUUUAUUAUUAUUAUUAUUUAUGGCAUUGUAUUUCUACAGCUGAAGAAAGCUAAUCACUUUGACCUGCUUUUCUAGGAACACGAGGUCUCAGAAUGAAAUCUCCUGUUCCUCCAGAGGGAAGAGGCAUGCGCUCACGAGAGAAAGCAAGCGGGUGCCAGAUUUUUGUAAUCUACCUUUAUUGUUAUAAAAGCUCACGUGGCACUUCAAAAGCUGUGCUUAAUUCGGAGUUUAAAUUUGCUUAAAGCAAUUCAUCUCAUUAGAACAUAGUGCUUACAAAGAGUGGCUGGUACUCCGGCGAUCUGCAUCAGGGACCUCCAAAAUCCUGCAGCUACGAGCCACCAAACAGUAGGAUGCAAAAUGAAAAAGCUUCCACCCCGUCACAGUUCCUCAGCUAAAAACUUAUUUCCAUGUCUCCUCUGUUACUUCUUUUCACCAAAAAAGGCCCAAACCUAAAAGUGUAAUAAGCGAAACGCUUUUAUAUGAGAUUUUCAUGUGACAGAUGUAUCUCAGUGGGAGGGUUUAUAUCAGGCAGCUGCAGUGACUGCAUGAUGGCAACCGCACUCCUUGGCUGCUUUCUGCAGCCGAUGGGUAAUCGAUAGCUCCUCCGUGAGGCACCAGACACAACUAUGGCACGUUUUGCGGUGAAACAAACGCAACACGGCACGGAUGGAACAGUGCUGAGCUUGCAGACAUCCUUCCAGAAACGUCUACGUCUUAAUUUGUUGGAAUCCACCAUAAAAUGGCUUGUAAAUGCAAUAUGCUAUCUGAGCAACCUCUCUGGUUCUUGCACACAGAUGCAAAACAACUGCUCCUGGAAUGGAAAAAAAGGGUAAGGUAAGCCUUUAAUUAUGUUUUGUCUGAACACAACCAAGAAAAAAAGAAUGAAUCAGAGAAAAACAUUCUUGACCCAUAAGGAGCUGCAAAAGCAAACACAGGGAAGCAUCUGGGGCUGUGGUUGGGUGGGGUAAGGGACUGUGAGAAAUUUCGGAGAUAUGUUUGUAACGUGUUUGUAGGGGAAGGCUGUUGUUUAAUCUCUGCCCCUAAAAGCCGAUCUCAGGUCUGACAAAUGAAAAUUUGUUUCACAUUAGAGGCUUGUUCUUUCAAAAUGAGAAGUUUAAGUGCACAAUGUUCUGACCUAAAAUAUUUCAAUUCUAGCCUGAAUUCUUAUGCCAGCGGGGAUUAUGAGAUCAUGCUGUCUGUCAACUCCUCUUUCAUCCAUCUGUUCCCCUCCUCCUUUCCUUGAUAACGUUUGAACCUUCAGGCUAAUUUUGACCAAAUUUGACAAAGCAGAGAUAGGAUGGAGGCCGCAACGACAAUCAGUGGUGAAAACUUCCAUGAAAAUUUCAUGUCUGGGUAGAGAGAGAGCUAAAUUAUUUUCUGCGGUGAGUGUGCCCGAAGGCUGGCCCAAUUGAGCUCUUAACUGUUUCAAGAGGUGGCUACUGGCCAACACCUAGGUAGCUCCAAACCAGCUACAGAAUUAGUAUAUGUUCCUGCUCGCCCAGCUAAACAGAUGGGGAUGGAUGUUUUGUGCAAGGCCACGGGGAGAUGGGACACUGCACACGAGGCUGGUGUGAGGAAAGAGUGAGAGGAAACGGUCACACAGGGAACCAAAGGUGUUAGUUGCAGCAGUCCAGAAAGUGUCCUAAAUCCUCUUGUAUCCGAUGUGUCUUCUUCUGGGAUGUGGGCUUCAGCAGCAGAUCUGAAUUGCUCUCAGGUCAGGGGAACUUUAGAAAGAUUGCUAGGUGUAAAAAUUGGAAAAUUUGCUUUUACGCAAGUAUUUUUUACAUGAGCAACAUUGAUAUAUAUACUACUAAAAACACAAUGCUGAAAUACUGCCACAGGAUAAGCUGAUUUUAAUGGAAGUGAGUGAGCUGAACGGCACUGUUUUAUGAAAUAAGCUAGCAAAUUCUUUUGUUCCUUCCCCAUCAGAAAGGUGCAAUGCACUCUACCUGCAAGACGAUUUGAAAACUUCAGCUAGCCUAAACUGCAGCUGCCUACCAGGCUGUAAUCCGAUGGUGAGGAAUUCAACCCUACAGCUCUUUUUACCCAUUACUGCAAGGUCAGGGCUUAAGGUAAAGCUGAGUCUUGCACAGACCACUUUGUAGUACAAAUCACCCUUCUGCACCUUGCAGGCAUUACAGGUGCUGAUCUGGAGCUAGAAAACUUCACGGGAGUUAGCCUUAGCUGUGCUGAGCUGAGAGGUUGCUCGUUUCCCUGCGUUGAUUCAUUUCAACAGCUGCAUUAAGUGAGAUUAGAGGAGCUGCACAUUUAGGACAUGUAGUGGGAGGGCUCAGCCACCCACAUGCACACUGGGUCAAUGCCUCAUCAGGGUGAAAUGUGGAGAUAGAAUUGCUGGGUGCAAUAAAUGACUUAUUUCUAGAAUAACUGGCCCUAGAAGCCACAAGAUGAAACGCAGCUCUGAAUUUAGUCUUCCGAAGCGCAGAGGAUCUAAUUCAAGAGCUAUUAGUGGGUGAGGUGCUCUGUGAUAGCAACCACAAUACAAUUAAGCUGCAUGCUAUAACAAGCGACAGCAAGACAAAUAAAGCACACAGAUAUUAAAUUUUAAGAAAAAGAACUGUGAAAAUGGGAAAAAUGCUCC
Molecule: messenger RNA, 5499 nt
Organism: Cygnus olor (mute swan)
Lineage: Eukaryota; Metazoa; Chordata; Aves; Anseriformes; Anatidae
Gene: MXD4
Product: MAX dimerization protein 4
Exons: 5
Coding region: 117-710 (197 amino acids)
Biological process (GO): regulation of transcription by RNA polymerase II
Molecular function (GO): DNA-binding transcription factor activity, RNA polymerase II-specific; protein dimerization activity; RNA polymerase II cis-regulatory region sequence-specific DNA binding
Source: RefSeq, a predicted model, not a curated record